AUGUUGUUAUCCACUGCUACGAGGGUACUAACCAUUGUGACCAGCAGUGCGGCACAGUCGUUUCAGUUGAAGAACUCAACUCAACCAACUGAACCAAAGAAUGCGACUUUAUAUAGUCCUCUUUUUGAGAAAUACUCAAAUUCCACUCCAAGGUUUCAUAACGUGAGCCAGGUCAACUCCAACUCUCUUUACGUAGCGCUGGCAGGCAAGACUACCGAUAUCACGAUCCUUGAGAAGCGUCAGUCAGGCGAUAAUGGUCUCCCAGUGGGUAUGUGUGCCCCUGGUGCACCUUGUGUCAACGGUGCCUGCUGUGGCCAGUCCGGCGUGUGUGGGUUCUCUCCAGACGAGUGUGGCCCGGGCAAUUGCUUGUCCAACUGUAAGGCAAAAGCCGAAUGCGGACAAUAUGCUCUGGAAGAUAAAGCUAAAUGCUCGUUGAAUGUCUGCUGUAGUCAAUUUGGCUACUGUGGAACUACAGAUGAAUUCUGCGGGAAAGGAUGUCAAUCCGGAUUUGGUGGGUGCGGGAAAGCCACAGAACCAUUGUGCAGCGGCACCACUGUGAAAAGGCAUAUCGGCUACUAUGAAAGCUGGUCUUCAACGCGGAAAUGCGACAAGCGGUUGCCUAAGGAUCUAGAUCUGACUGGAUUCACACAUAUGAACUUUGCGUUUGCAUUUUUCAAUCCCACCACAUUCGAAAUGAUGCCCAUGGAUGCCGGUGAUCCAACUCUCUACACAGAGUUCACAAACCUGAAAGAGUCCUACCCCGGACUUCAGACUUGGAUUUCCAUCGGUGGAUGGAGCUUUAACGAUGCAACUAAUAAUCCAAACACUCAGACGGCGUUCAGCGACAUGGCUUCCACCGCAGCCAACAGGAAAAAGUUCAUCAAUUCCCUCACCAAUUUAUGCAAAGUUUCGGGUUUGAUGGUAUGCGCCGAUAUUGAUUGGGAGUACCCUGGAGCACCAGACCGCGGAGGCAAGGAUGUAGAUAUCGAGAACUUCGUUACGCUUUUGAAGGAGUUGCGAGCUGCUUGGGGAACCAAGUACGGCCUAUCUGCCACAUUGCCAAGCAGCUAUUGGUAUCUGCGCUGGUUCGACCUCAAAGGACUCGAAAAGUAUCUCGACUGGCUCAACAUGAUGAGCUACGAUAUUCAUGGCGUCUGGGAUUCGACAAACAAAUUCACAGGGCCGUUCCUCAGGCCCCAUACCAACCUCACGGAAAUUCAACUAGGACUGGACCUACUCUGGCGUAAUAAUAUCUCCCCUGCCAAAUGGGGCGGUAGCCCUGGAUCAUGCACAAACUCGGCGGGCACUCUCUCAAACGCAGAAAUCUUCAAAAUUCUGGGCAGUACUGGCGCAAAGCCUUCUUUCGACAAAGAAGCUGCAGUCAAAUGGAUCACCUGGAAUUCAAACCAGUGGGCCAGCUAUGAUGACGGCGAAACGACGCAGAUGAAGAUCAGAGCGGCGAAUAAAUGGUGUCUCGGAGGAACUAUGGUCUGGGCCGUGGACCAGGAUGACAAAGAGAAUUCAAGCACAAAUGAUUACCUGGGCAUUGGCAAAGCCAACGGUGUUUCCAGUAGUAGGGCUCUCGAGCUCAAGAACAAUCGCAGGCUUGCACAGACCGAAGCCACCAACAUUAAUUCCUGCUAUUGGACGUUCUGUGGCGGCAAGUGCGUUGAUGGCUACUUUGAGGAGACAUAUUCAGAUGGCCAGGUAAAUGGAGUGAGUUCAAACACAGUCUGCGAAGAUGGCAAGGUGCAAACUUUGUGCUGCGCCUCGGGAACCACCAUGGGAACCUGCUCAUGGAAUGGUUGGAACGGCGUCGGGCUAUCUUGUGGAGGAAGUUGCGAUUUCGCAGCAACGAACAAUAAGAAGCGUGCUCUAGACUCCGGAUUGGACUUGUCCGGUCCAGUUGCAAUUGCUUUCAAUACAAACAGCCUUGGCCGCAAAGGACAGAUUACUUGGACUAUGAUUGCAAUGACUUACUGCUGCGACGGGUUCAAGUCGUCUCCGAAAGGGUCAGUAUCUACUCUCGAUCUCAUCGGUACGGAUGGAAAGGAGACCAACGGAGGCAAACUCGAUGUUGGCAAAUUCGCGGGACUGACAGCAGCUUGCACAGCUGGUGCUACUGCUGCUGCGACUGCUGCUGGUACGGCUGCUGCUAUUUUCUCUUUUGGUCUAGGAUUUCUCCCCGCUUUCACGGCUACCUUCGCCGCUGUCUUCUCUGUGUGUGAGAUCAAGGCAAAGGAGGCGGCAACGAUGCAUGCAGUUGGAGUCGUGGCCGGAGUCCGCACUGGGCGAAUUCAAAAGCCUCAGAACCCUCGACCUAAGCCAUCUAAGCCCAAGCCUCCCGCUCAAGCACCAAAGCAGAAACUCUUUGGUCAGUGGUUGAGUCUGAGCUACGACAAGGCUACAGAUACCGAUUGUGUAGUUACAUACACUUGUAGAUACGGUCGAGGGCACGAUGAGAUUUGCGACAAUCAGUCUUGGGGAAUCUUCGAAGCAAACGCUGGAAGAACCGUCUACCACUAUGACGCACGUGGACCAGAUAAUGAAUAUGCCAAGGCUGAUUGGGCAAGCGUACACCGGAGACCAUCAUAUCGAUCACAGGCCCAGGCGGGAAAUCCUGCUCGUUGUCAAGUUGAUGAGUUUCCAAUGGGCAGUCUGUGGGAGGGCCGCGCCGGACUUCACAAUCAAGUGUGUCGUCUGGUGAAUGGAAAUGCAAACAGGCUCCAAGGAACAGAUUGGAUGCAAUUCUUGUACGCGCAAUGGCGGCCUUGCUCCUCUUUGAGGUCUGCGCUAGGUAAAGGCGACCCGCCCGUCACUUGGGAGUUUGAUCACCAGCCCAAUGAUCCCCGUCUCGUUGCCAACAUCUUCUAUCCUCAUUUUAUUCAGAGAUAUGGUUUUGAUAGUCAAACUCCUGGAGCAGAAUGCUGGGCUACAUACAACGACCCCAAUAGCGGUAACAAUCCCACUGCGGUCUUAGAUCAUGGCUUCAGAGCACUUCCAAAUGACCCCAUGUUUCGUAGAUAUAAUUGGCCACGACAAAACUACAACAUCGAUCCCGCUCAGCUGGUGCAAAACAACCAACAGCUUCCACAGGACGUUGCCAGCGCAAAUUGGCUCAAGCGUUCAAACAUCAGGAGCGUGUUGGAGAAUCGUAUGCCAGCUGAGUCUGCAGACUCUGCUGAACAACCGGGGGAUGUUGAUUGCAACAAAUGCAAAAUAGUCAUCGACGAAGAGAACAAAUUGGUAUAUGAGAAGAGGCCCAUUCCUGAGGUCCCGGUGACUGAAAGUGUUGUUGAGGCUACCUCUACUGCUGACUUGGGUAAGGCUAGGACUGGGCAGACUAUGAUAUCAGCCCCGGCUCAGACUGGUGUGCCCAAAUAUCGUCAGUACGUAAGGCAUCAAGACUUUCAUAACCAAAGGAGGGAGCUCUAG
This is a messenger RNA of Aaosphaeria arxii CBS 175.79, 3435 nucleotides long. Its product is annotated as glycoside hydrolase family 18 protein. Lineage: Eukaryota; Fungi; Ascomycota; Dothideomycetes; Pleosporales. The record is from RefSeq and is a predicted model, not a curated record. The transcript has 18 exons. Bases 1 to 3435 code for a protein of 1144 amino acids. Gene Ontology annotation, molecular function: chitin binding. Gene Ontology annotation, biological process: carbohydrate metabolic process.